Molecule: messenger RNA, 147 nt
Organism: Peronospora matthiolae
Lineage: Eukaryota; Oomycota; Peronosporomycetes; Peronosporales; Peronosporaceae
Source: the annotation of a GenBank genome assembly
AUGGAUAGUAUUUCGGAUGACCUGCGAGAACACCACAAGAUGAUUGCACCCGAAGAAACUGUUGCAAAACAAACGCCUCGGCGGGGGGUGGUGCGGGGGCUGGCGAUUACGGAAGGAGGAAAGGAGGAGAGGGUGGGGGACAACUAG